Messenger RNA from Gongylonema pulchrum, 297 nucleotides. The record is from the annotation of a GenBank genome assembly. Lineage: Eukaryota; Metazoa; Nematoda; Chromadorea; Rhabditida; Gongylonematidae.
AUGCGCUAUCGGGAAAUUAUUACGCUGUUGAAUGAUCCUGAAAUCAAGCAGCUGUACAGUACAGGCACCAAUGGAGCCAUAAAACUGGAACCAGAUGAACUGCAAAUUUUGGAGUCUUUGCAUUCGCGGCUCACUCCAGCAAUAACAUCCACAACGAAUAUUGGUGUAUGGAAUGCGAUGACACAAAUUGCCGCUGGGAAAGCAAUCGAACUUGUCAACGGCUCUGAUAAGCCAGUUAUUGGUACGAGCAAAGGUAACAUUGUACACUCUGUGUUUAUGUUGUGCUCUCCUGGUUGA